Molecule: messenger RNA, 2262 nt
Organism: Octodon degus (degu)
Lineage: Eukaryota; Metazoa; Chordata; Mammalia; Rodentia; Octodontidae
Product: nucleolin-like
Molecular function (GO): RNA binding
Source: RefSeq, a predicted model, not a curated record
AUGGUAAAGCUCUCAAAGGCUGGUAAAAAUCAAGGUGACCCGAAGAAAAUGGCACCUCCCCCAAAGGAGGUAGAAGAAAGUGAUGAUGAGGAAAUGUCAGAUGAUGAAGAAGACGACAGCAGUGGAGAAGAGGUUGUCAUCCCUCAGAAAAAAAAUAAGAAAGCUGUUAUGACUCCAGCAAAAAAAGUAAUGGCUUCUCCAACCAAAAAGGUGGCAAUUGCCACACCUGCCAAGAAGGCAGUUGUCACCCCAGGGAAGAAAGUGGUGGCCAAGAAGACAGUGACUCCCUCCAAGGCAGUUGCAGUGUCUGGCAAGAAGGGAGCCAUACCAGGUAAAGCUGUUGUCGCUGCCCCAGGUAAAAAGGGCACUGCUGCCACAGCCAAGGGGGCAAAGAAUGGCAAAAAUGCCAAGAAGGAAGACAGUGAUGAGGAUGAGGAAGACGACAGUGAGGAGGAAGACGAGGAUGAGGAGGAUGAGGAUGAAGAUGAAGAAUUUGAGCCAAAAGUAAUGAAAGCAGUGGCUCCAGCCCCCUCUUCAGAGGAUGAAGAUGAGGAGGAUGAGGAGGAGGAGGAGGAGGACUCUGAGGAAGAAGCCAUGGAAACAACACCGGCCAAAGGGAAAAAAGCACCUGCAAAAGCUGCCCCUGUCAAAGCCAAGAGUGUGGCUGAGGAGGAGGAGGACGAGGAUGAGGAUGAAGACGAUGAGGAUGAAGAUGAGGAGGAGGAGGACGACGAAGAUGAGGAUGACGAGGAGGAGGAGGAAGAGCCCGUCAAAGAAGCACCUGGCAAAUGAAAGAAGGAAAUGGCAAAACAGAAGGCAGUUCCUGAAGCCAAGAAACCAAGAACGGAAGGCACAGAACCCACUACAGCGUUCAAUCUCUUCGUUGGAAAUCUGAAUUCUAACAAAUCUACUCCUGAACUAAAAACUGGUAUUAGUGAAGCUUUUGCUAAAAAUGAUCUCACUACUGUGGAUGUCAGAAUUGGUACAAAUAGGAAGUUUGGCUAUGUAGACUUUGAAUCUGCUGAAGACCUGGAAAAGGCCUUGGAACUCACCGGUUUAAAAGUCUUUGGCAGUGAAAUUAAAUUAGAGAAGCCCAAAGGAAAAGACAGCAAGAAAGAUCGAGAUGCAAGAACACUUUUGGCCAAAAAUCUCCCUUACAAAGUCACUCAGGAUGAAUUAAAAGAAGUGUUUGAAGAUGCCGUAGAGGUCAGACUAGUCAGCAAGGAUGGGAAGAGCAAAGGGAUUGCUUAUAUUGAAUUUAAGACAGAAGCUGAUGCAGAGAAAACUUUUGAAGAAAAGCAAGGAACAGAGAUAGAUGGGAGAUCUGUUUCCCUCUACUACACUGGGGAGAAAGGUCAAAAUCAAGACUACAGAGGUGGCAAGAACAGCACCUGGAGCGGCGAAUCCAAAACUCUGUAUUUAAGCAACCUUUCGUACAGUGCAACAGAAGAAACUCUUCAGGAAGUAUUUGAGAAGGCAACUUUGAUCAAAGUGCCCCAGAACCAAAAUGGCAAAUCUAAAGGGUACGCCUUCAUAGAAUUUGCUUCAUUUGAAGACGCGAAAGAAGCUUUGAACUCUUGCAAUAAAAGGGAAAUUGAGGGCAGAACGAUCAGACUGGAGCUGCAAGGACCUAGGGGGUCACCUAAUGCAAGAAGCCAGCCAUCUAAAACCUUGUUCGUCAAGGGUUUGUCUGAGGAAACAACUGAAGAGAUCUUGACGGAAUCAUUUGAUGGCUCCAUUGGAGCAAGGAUUGUCACCAACCAGGAAACUGGCUCCUCCAAGGGGUUUGGUUUUGUGGACUUCAAUACUGAGGAAGAUGCCAAGGCUGCCAAAGAGGCCAUGGAAGAUGGUGAAAUUGAUGGAAACAAAGUCACCUUGGACUGGGUCAAACCUAAGGGCAAAGGUGGCUUUGGGGGCCGUGGAGAUGGCUGAGGCGGCUUCGGGGGCCGGAGUGGCGGCAGAGGUGGCCGAGGUGGAUUCGGAGGCAGAGGCCGGAGAGGCUUUGGAGGGCAAGGUGGCUUCCGAGGAGACCGGGGAGGAGGUGGAGACCACAAGCCACAAGGAAAGAAGACGAAGUUUGAAUAGUCCCUUCUGUCCCUGUUUAUACCUGUUUGUUGGAAAGAAAGGACUCUGGGGUUUUACCCUGUUACCUGUCGAUGACAGAGCCUUCUGAGGACAUUCCAGGUGGUGUGCAUCCUGUGGUCUGCUUGGGAGUGUAGCGAUCACACUUCAGGAGAGGUGUACUUGACAUACCCUGUUGGU